UAUUCCAAUACUUACCACACUUACAAGACAGUUGAAUGUAUCAGUUGUGUGUAAGUGUCGGAAUAAAAUGGAAUACAAUAAAAUAAUAUUUAUAUCGCUGUUAGCGAUUUCGGCAACAAAAUGUGAUAAUUGCGUUACUAAUGAUUUUGGACUAAAUUUUUAUGAUAGUUUUACAAAUGCUAACCCUGUGUGUGCUGGUAUGGCUACGUGGAGCUUGGGAAACUACAGUAUUGCUGGUAUUAAUAGCCCACACCAAGAAACGGAUUUGUUUAUAACACCUGAUGAGAAUCUGAGUUGUAUAUCAUCGUAUGAUUUUGAAAUGACGGCGGGUGGUAUACUAGAGAUCUAUGUUUACAUGGAUUCAAAGUCACAACGGGAUCAGAUCGUUGCGCUUGCUAACGAGGUCUCGAGCACUGGAAAGACUAUUGUCACGGGCACCGAGGUACUGACACCUCUUAACCCUGAUUACUUUAAUGGUUGGCAUGUUUUGAAAUUACGCUUGACCAGUAACGGAAUUUUCAGUGGAUACGUGUCUUUUCUCGGAGUAGCAGCAAAAGAGUCUACGGUUAUCAUAGAUUCAUUCCGAUACGUCCCGCCAGAGUAUGACAACGUUUGUAACGUUUACGAUGGAGAAUUUGUUACCAGUAGUCCUCCUGUAAGGCCUGAACCUCCAGAAAGUUGUAUUGCUUACAAUUUUGAAACAGAUUUUGACACGUUAUUCGACAGUGAGAGUGGAGUAUGCAUUGGCUUUUCAAAAUGGAACUUGAACAACUAUAUUACUGUGCCAGUGGACCACCCAAGUGAAGAAAGCUUUCAAUUUAUAGCACCACAAUCUUCGAUAAGCUGUAUUUCCUCAUUUUCAUUCAAUGCUGAAGCUGGUGGUGUAGUAGAAGUUAACGCAUACAUGGAAUCGAACACGAACACUGACCAAAUUGCGGUGCUUGUUAAUAAAAUAGCAGAUGAUAACAGUGACGUUGUGAUCGGUAGUACAGUGCUGACACCUUUGAAUACUAAUUACGCUGACGGAUGGCAUGUUUUAAGUGUCCCUCUAUCAGGCAGUGGAAAAUUUAAUGUCUUUGUAUCGUUCCUUGGUCUGGGAUCUGCAAAAUCCUUUGUUCUAAUUGAUUCAUUCAGAUACAUUUCACCAACAUUCAAUAAGGACGAGUGUCAAAUAUACGAAGACGAAGUAUUGGAAACAACAACACCAGUUCCCAUCACAACAGUAGCUCCAGUUGGUACAGGCGAAGAGUGUGUCACAUACAAUUUCGAACAAGAUUUUGAUAAUUUAUUUGACACUAACAGUCAGUUAUGCAGCGGAUAUUCUACAUGGCACCUAGGAGAUUAUCAUUCUCUGUCCAUCGAUAGCAUUAAUCCAAACAGUAAUACUUUCAUUGCACCAAAUGAUACAUCAAGUUGCAUCUCUUCGUUCGUCUUCAGAAUGAUGCCAGGAGGUGUUGUGAAAGUCAACACAUUCAUGAAGUCAGUAUCAAAAUUAGACUAUGUAAUCGUUUUGGCAAAGAAGAGAGUGCCUUCUGGUGAGGACACAGUAGCAGGAUUCACUUUAUACUACGCUUCUAAUGCACAUUUCGUGGAAGGGUGGAAUGUAUUACAAGUGACUGUAAACGAUUUUGCGACAUUUGAUGGCUAUAUCACUCUGAUCGGGUCAACUGCAGAAGAUUCGAUAGUUUUGAUUGACUCGUUCAGCUACACUCCACCUAACUCCGGCGACACCUGUGAAAUUUACUGAAGACAAAGUUUCGGCUAAAUUGUCAUCUGCCGUCAUAUUGUUGAAAGUAAGGUGGUCUCCACUCUAGAUUACCAAUCUAAGAUUAAGUAACGAGUAUUAUCAUAGAUUUGAUUUUAAUUAAUUACUAGAAAUUGGAAGUAAUAAAUUGGGGCAAAAUGGUGCACUUCCAACACACCUACUAAAUAAUAUCUACAAUAUCAAAAAGGUGAAGAAGCCUCUAUGACCUAGGCCUAGUGAUGGUCAUGACUGAGCUGGACUCUUUUUAGGUAAUUUAAAACUGCAACUGGUAGUGACAACUGAAACGAUUUCUUAGAUAUAUUUAAAAUGUUUGUACAAAAAUUUUAUAAUAAAAUAUUUAAACAGUAACGAUUUUACUUUCAACAAAAUGACGAAAGAUUGAAAGAAUUCAUCUAAUCGACAAACGUCGCCAAGAGAAUCAAUAAAUUUUAUGUCAACUUAUUACAAAUGUAUGAAACUAGUUUUGUUUCGAACUUUUCCGAUGUGUGUUCUUUCUUGAGAUCUCAUUGCUUUGUCAUACAUUUGAAAUUUUACUACUAACACAGUGCAACACCUCACCUGCUGCUCCAGUUUUUUUGGAAAAUUUAACAUUUUAAGAAAAUGUUCAGAGCUCAUUCCAAGAUAAAGUAAAUUAGUGCCAUAACCAAACGUAUCAUUGAAAUCUUAACUUAUGCAUGUCAAAAUAAACACGUAAAAUUAUGUAAACAUACUUACCUACAUUACUUUUACAUUUACAAAAUUAAUUUGCUGCU
Spodoptera litura is the source of this 2517-nucleotide messenger RNA. RefSeq lists its product as uncharacterized. NCBI's taxonomy places the organism in Eukaryota, Metazoa, Arthropoda, Insecta, Lepidoptera, Noctuidae. The record is from RefSeq and is a predicted model, not a curated record.